Malassezia globosa CBS 7966 is the source of this 1452-nucleotide messenger RNA. RefSeq lists its product as uncharacterized. The transcript has a single exon. NCBI's taxonomy places the organism in Eukaryota, Fungi, Basidiomycota, Malasseziomycetes, Malasseziales, Malasseziaceae. The record is from RefSeq and is a predicted model, not a curated record. Bases 1 to 1452 code for a protein of 483 amino acids.
AUGGCAUUGCCAGCGAGUCAUGAGCUACUUGUGUUUCUCGCAGAUGCGAAUCCUCAGGUAAGGCAGCUCGCUAUGUCAUCCAUCGUGUCAUUUAGUGGAAAAAACAAUCCCAACCGUCGUCUUUUGAUCGAUCCACUCAAAGAUGCGCAUGGUAAGCCAGUCUGUACGCCGAAGGGCGAGCCCUUGGACGUCAUUGAGCAGCUGAAGAAGCUCUGCAAUGACCAGCCCCUCACGGUGCACGAUGCACUCAGUGCGCUGAUCAACCUGUGUGAUACGGCGUCUGUCGCGGCGCGUAUUGGCGACGAAGAGUUCUUGGCCUUUCUUGUAACAUAUAUUGGCGACUCGGUCUCGCUCCUAGCUGAUCUAGCAUGCAUGCUGCUAUCGAACCUUACCAAGUUUGAGUCAAUUGCCUCCCGCCUGCUUACUAUGGAGGUGGAAGAUCGGCCUUUCUACUCAUUUCUCUCGCCGUUGGAUCUCCAGGUUGCCCUGCGAGGCUUGGAUGCAGACCCCUCGAAGCCCGAUUAUGAGGAGCAGAAACAAGCCGUCGAGGCUGCAUCAAAACGGCUCGCGAAUUCAAUGCAUGCAAAUGAGACGGCCAAAGUACCCGCGCUCGUCAAGCUCCUCCGUGCAUUUGAAGAGGGCGCUACCGUCGAGACAAGUCGCUCUAGCGAUGCAGAUAUGCGUGCUCGUAUCGAGGCAGCGAAGAAAGAGGCCGCUACUGCCUCAGAGGCAAAGCCGGUGGACAUGGGACCUGAUGGUCGUCCGCGCAUCCAGCGCAAGUCGACUUGCAACUUUCUGGCAAGUGUGUUUGCGAACGUGACAGUGUUGCCACGGGGCCGCGAAUUCUUUGUUGCUCCCAUGGAGGGCACAGAUCCACAACUUGUCGAUGCUUACCCCGUUGGCCGCAUGAUGGUGUAUACGGAACAUGCAGAUUUGAUUCGUCGCGGUGGCGUCAUUAGUGCGUUGAAGAAUAUUUUUUUCCUCAAGCAUGCGCACAAACUUCUUCUCGCUCCUACACCGGCUGCCGCACCCGUCGAUCGACCUUCCCUGGAUGUCCUGCCGUAUUUAUUGAUGCCGCUGAUUGACGGAAAGGAACUCGCAAAAGUUGAUAUAGAGGAUCAGGAGUCGUUGCCAGAGGCGUGCCAGCUGGUGGAUGAAAACAAGCCCCGUGAGAAAGACAGCGCAUUGCGCCUUAUGCUUGUUGAGUGCCUCUUGUUGCUAUGUACUUCCCAUUAUGGUCGUGAGAGUCUGCGUCAGCGAGGUGCUUACAUUGUUGUGCGUGAGGCGCACUUGGCUGAAGACAAGGAACAGAUUGCAGAGGCCAUUGUUCGACUGGUCAAUCUACUGAAGCGCGACGAGACAGACGCAACUAUGAAAGACGACCAGGACAUUCAGCUUCCUGCACAAGACGGCGAGGAGUGCGACCCUGACAUGGUGAUUGAAGAAUUGUGA